AUGUUGAGGACCCCGGUGUUGGGCAGGAGCCUUUGGAAGUCGUCCGAUUUCUCCGUCUCCGUCAAGCGGAUGUGGGGGACCCCCCGCAGUCAUCCGCUGAGGCCGGAGCGAAGGUGCUCACAGGGUCCUUGUGUGCAGAGAAAUCAGACUGAUACUGGGCACCCCCUCUGGAAGGGCCCCGUCUCUGUGCCGGGGGGCACCCGGCAGUCCCCCAUCAACAUCCGCUGCAGGGACAGCGUCUACGACCCGCGGCUGAAGCCUCUCAUGGUCUCCUACGCCGCAGAGAGCUGCCUCUACGUCUGGAACACCGGCUACUUCUUCCAGGUGGAGUUCGACGACUCCACUGAGGGGUCAGGAAUCAGCGGCGGCCCCUUGGAAAACCACUACAGGCUAAAGCAGUUCCACUUCCAUUGGGGAGCAGUGGACACGUGGGGCUCGGAGCACACGGUGGAUGACCGCGCGUACCCAGCAGAGCUGCACCUGGUUCACUGGGAUGCUGCGAAAUACCGAAGUUACAAAGAAGCUGUGCUGGGGGAGAGCGGCCUGGCCGUGAUAGGCGUGUUCCUACAGCUGGGGGCCCACCAUGAGCCACUGCAGAAGUUGGUGGACGUCUUGCCAGAAGUCAAGCAUAAGCUGGCCGCCUUUCGCACGCUCCUGUUUUCUGCGCCUGGUGAGGAAGAGAAGGCCAUGGUGAACAACUACCGUCCACUUCAAGCCCUGAUGAACCGGAAGGUCCGUUCAUCCUUCCGGCCUAUGGAAGAGGGCAUGAGAUUCUAA
Puma concolor (puma) is the source of this 777-nucleotide messenger RNA. The record is from RefSeq and is a predicted model, not a curated record. Lineage: Eukaryota; Metazoa; Chordata; Mammalia; Carnivora; Felidae.